This is a messenger RNA of Lolium rigidum, 1728 nucleotides long. RefSeq lists its product as uncharacterized. Gene Ontology annotation, molecular function: RNA binding. The coding region runs from base 1 to 1326 and encodes 441 amino acids. The record is from RefSeq and is a predicted model, not a curated record. Gene Ontology annotation, biological process: mRNA splicing, via spliceosome. The transcript has 12 exons. Gene Ontology annotation, cellular component: nucleus. NCBI's taxonomy places the organism in Eukaryota, Viridiplantae, Streptophyta, Magnoliopsida, Poales, Poaceae.
AUGGACGAGAGCGGCGGAGAUUCUGGGACGGCAAGUGGCGGUGAUCCUGGGACGGGAAGCGGCGCCGGAUUCGAGUGGGACGCGGAUUCCCAGCUCUACUACCAUGCCAGUACUGGAUUUUACCAUGACCCUGUCGCUGGCUGGUACUACAGCAGCACAGAUGGUCAGUACUACAUCUAUGAGAAUGGAGAUUAUGUGUUAUGGACUUCAGAUGCGAGCAAGGAACUCAAUGUACAUUCUCUAUCUGAUGAAGCAAGCCAAAGUUUCCAGGAAUGCUCUUCAGGACCGGAACUGGAUAUUCCUCAGCCGCCAUCAGAAUGGUUGGAGGAAACACUAAUCAACAUGUAUUUAUCAGGAUACUCAAAUACAGAUGUCAAAAAUGAAAAAUUACUAGGAGAAUCACAGACAAUCGAGGAAAACAGAAGUGAGGCAGUUGAGAACAAACUCAGUAACUUGGCUUCAGAUAAUGUGUCAGACUCUCUGAAUGAUGCUUCAUUAGAGCAAAUAGAAGAUAAAAUGCAAACUGAGAACCUCACAGCUGUUGAUGAAUCAUUAGGGGAAGAGGAAGAGAAAUGGCUUUCUCAGUAUGGUCAAACAGAGAGAGUAAAUGAUGGUCUGCCAUUGUCUCCGAGUGUCGAUCUGUGGGACUGGGAUAUGAUCACCGAAUCUGUUAGCAAAGGCCAGCCCAUGUCUAGGCUUGUGGGACGUUUAACUAGGGGUUCUAGUACACUUCAUCCUUCUCUGCCUGCUCGUGGUCGCCUUCUAAGAACCGCUCCUGUGCGUGAAGUUCAUCUUGAUCUUGUACGUGUUUCAACAGGGAAGUUGUACAGGCUAAGGAACCCAAGCAGAAAAUACUGGGCCUCUUUAUCAGCAUAUGACUCUUCCAACCCAACAAAAGAUUGGGGUUUUCCUGAUAUAUAUGCCAACCCUAAUAGCAAUUCAGAUAAGCAGUCAACUGCAUGUUGCCAGUCUGAAGUUGCUCAUGAAUCUUCUACCGAGGAGCAGAAGAUAAACACUUAUAGGGAUAGAGCUGCUGAGAGAAGAAUCCUACACCGUGGCUUAGGGACAGGACCUGGUCAGAAGCAAAGUAAUGGCAUAAAUUCUGAUGAAUAUGAGGAGGCAAAUGAGGACAUGGACUCAUUGGGAGCUGUACCAGUUGAUAUGAACUUCCGUUCCAGUGGUUUGAAGUCUGCAAAGAGAAUCAUGGAGAACAUGGGCUGGAAGGAAGGAGAGGCCCUUGGUAAAAGCAGUCAGGGUAUUGUAGAACCUAUACAGCCAAACGUCAACAAACAUGGUGCUGGUUUGGGAUGGAACCACAUGCGCUAAGAUGAUCUCCACCCCCCUGCACUUGGUGAUUUCAGUGCAUGUUCUGUGGCCUCCGGAGGUGUAAAUUCUAUGCAGGAUGCGUGUAACAGACCAUGGUGGCAAUUCUGACCAUUGUGACUUGUGAGAGGACAUCGUUUUAGUACUGCAGAUACAAAGGGAGCGGGGGAAACCGGGAAAAUCGAUGUGACACGUUUGGCUGAAAUAUGCAGAAGUUUAGCAGCGGUUACUUAAUCUGCGUACUAAGGACCCACAAAAUUCUUACCCCUUUUAUGGCUCUAAUCUGUUUUAUAACCUAUAAAUUGACUUAUCUAUUUCGAUUUGUAAAUAUAACGAAAAAAAAAAGUGAUGUGAUGAUCAAAACUUAUUUCCAUUUGUUCAUGUGGUGUUAGUUGAUUUAUAGCC